Anarrhichthys ocellatus (wolf-eel) is the source of this 2147-nucleotide messenger RNA. It is a transcript of the gene ftr83, whose product is annotated as finTRIM family, member 83. NCBI's taxonomy places the organism in Eukaryota, Metazoa, Chordata, Actinopteri, Perciformes, Anarhichadidae. Gene Ontology annotation, molecular function: zinc ion binding; protein binding. The record is from RefSeq and is a predicted model, not a curated record. Bases 82 to 1800 code for a protein of 572 amino acids. The transcript has 7 exons.
ACUGUGCUGACACGAACCACUGACUGUUGUGCCUACACAGCAUAUUCACUGCAUUUGACGGAUCAGCACUGAAUUGUCACCAUGUCAUCCGACCAGGACGGCUGCCACCUGUGUAAGGAAUACCUCCGGGAUGCCGUGUCCAUCCCGUGUGGCCACAUCUUCUGUGCCGUUUGCCUCAAGACAUACUGGGACCAUGCCGACCACACGGGCUCGUACAUCUGCCCAGAGUGCAGGGUCACCUACAGCAAGAGGCCCACCCCGAGACGCAUGGGAGGCUCCCGGACCUCCACCAUCCAACGCAACUCAGAGUCCUUUCCGCCUCCGCCUCCAGACCCCGACUACAACUAUGCCGGGCCCCAGGACAUAGGUUGUGACAUCUGCAUCGGAAAGAAGCAUAAAGCCGUCAAGAGCUGCCUGAUGUGUUUGGCUUCCUACUGCGACAAGCAUCUCAAGCCCCACUAUGAGUCAAACACUUUUAAAAGGCACAAGCUGGUGGAUGAAAUCGGCCACCUGGACAGACAGAUCUGUCCCCAGCAUCAGAAGGGUCUGGAGCUGUUCUGCCGCACUGACCAGAUGUGCAUCUGCGUGCUGUGCACGGUGAAAGAACACAAAGGUCACGACAUGGUGUCUGCCGAGCAGGAGAGGGCAGAGGAGCAGCAACGGCUGGGCGCCACCCAGGCCGAGAUCCAGGAGAAGAUUCAUGACCGACUCAAGCAGAUGGAGGAACUGAAACAAGCAGUGGACUCACUCAAGAACUCAGCCCACACGGCGCUGCAGGAAUGUGAGAAGAUGUUUGCCGACAUGAUGCGCUCCAUUGAGAGGAUGCAGCAGGAGAUGACCAAGCUCAUCUCCGCCAACAAGAGAGCGGCGCUCAACAACGCGGAGGGCCACGUGGAGCGUCUGACCCAUGAGAUCGCAGAUCUGAAGAGGAGGGACAGCGAGAUCACCCAGCUGUCCCGCACUGAGGACCACAUCCACUUCAUCCAGAGCUACCACAUGCUGAUAGCCCAGACGGAGGCGGAGGAGCUGCCAACGGUGACUGUCAACCCCUACUUCACCUUCGGCCCAGUCACUAAGGCCGUCUCUGAGAUGAAACAGCACCUGAAUGAGUUCAGCAAUGACGAGCUGGUCAAGGUGGCCAAAGCAGUUAACAAAAUGACCUUCUGCCAACUGGAUGAAUCCAAAAAGAGACGAUCAGUAAAAAGUGAAGAAGCCCCCGUGUACAAGUCUCUGCCGCCCCAGGACCUUCAGCACAGGGACGAUUUCCUGAAAUUUGCUUGCGAGCUCACUCUGGACUCAAACACCGCCUACAGACAGCUCUACUUGUCUCGGGGGAACAGGAAAGCUGUCCUCAAGAAAGACCCCCAGUCUUACGGUGACCACCCUGCCAGGUUCGACUCCCUGCCCCAGGUCCUGUGUAAGGAGUCUCUCUCUGGAGGAGCUUACUACUGGGAGGUUGACUGGAGCGGGGAGGGGGCUGCCAUCGGAGUCACCUACAAAGGCAUCAAGAGGACGGGUUAUGGAGACAGCUGCCGCAUCGGCUACAACCGAAAGUCUUGGAGCCUCUUCUGCUCCGAUUCCAGCUACUCAGCCCGCCACAACAAGGACCAGAUCGAGAUCAACGCGCCCUACUCGUCACGUAUCGGGGUGUUCCUAGACCACGCCGGGGGUACCCUGUCUUUCUACGCCGCAGGGGAAACCAUGUCCCUCAUCCACCGCUUCAAGGGCUCCUUUAGCGAGGCCGUCUAUCCAGGCUUCUGGGUUUGGUAUGACUCAGGCGUCACCCUCAUCAAUAAGUGAUUAAAUAACACACUUCCUAUGAUCAAUGUACAAAUGGGAUUCAGAGUGGGAUGUAUUUACAGAACAAAACCAUGACUAUUAUCUGAUGAUACUUUAUAAUUCUUUUACAAGAUAUUUUUUAUUGACUACGUGUCGUGUUGUGAUUCAGGGGAACUGUUUUUGAUGACUGUGAAUAUUUUUGCAAAUCAAUGUAAAAUAUGUGAAAUGUAAGCUCAGGUGUAUGAAGUGAAUACAUUUCAAUUAUCAUUUGAAAACAAUGAAGGCUGUACUCGAUUGGAAUAUGUCACGUGAUCAUGUAUACAGGUUAUGAUGCACUUAUAUUGAUCAAUAAACUUUUUUUUAACAAG